GAAUGUGCUGUGGAAAGCCGAAGGUCCCAGUUCCUUGGAGCGACAUAAUGAAGGGACAGUCCAGAUUCAUCUCCAAUCAUGGAGCCUUCCAAAAUGCACCAGGACUGAAGCCAUCUCUUUGUUGGAAUGUUGGUUGGACCGACAGGACAACCAAGUCGGCCCAACAUUCCAGUUCAAGGCUUGGAUUGAUGACAAGGGCAAGAUGCACCCACUGGUCGGCAAAGAGUCUGAUGACUCUGAUGGUGAUGCCGACAAUGAGGCUGUGCAGCCCAUGCCGACCAAAAAGUCACGGACCACGGUUGCACUGUCACUGCCCGGACAUCCCAAAGAUCCGGCGACCGAGGGAUCAGAAGAUGAAGAUUGCGGCGGCAGUGCGACAAACACUGGAUAUCAUUCUCCUGGAGUUCAUCAUGCUGGACAGCAUGCCCAUGGUUUUGGCCCACAUUCUACUCGUCGGGGUCUGGAACACAUUCAGGCACCCCCAGCAGCAAAGGUCCGGGCGUCAAACAAGACUAGGGCUACCGGGGAUGCAUCACUGUCAGUCAAAGCCCGGUUGCCGAGGAAGACAGGGGCUACCGCAGAUGCUUCACCGGCAGCACAAGACCAGUCACUGAAGAAGACUAGGGUUACCCGAUCAGCAGCAUACCCACUCUCUGAUGCACCAGCAAAGCGCACCAGAAGUAAGGUUGAUGACUCGCUAGGCACCAGACCUCAGCAAAAGCCCAAGAGAUAUGCCGACUAUGUAUAG
Molecule: messenger RNA, 748 nt
Organism: Suillus paluster
Lineage: Eukaryota; Fungi; Basidiomycota; Agaricomycetes; Boletales; Suillaceae
Exons: 3
Source: RefSeq, a predicted model, not a curated record